Messenger RNA from Sphaerulina musiva SO2202, 237 nucleotides. RefSeq lists its product as uncharacterized. The coding region runs from base 1 to 237 and encodes 78 amino acids. The record is from RefSeq and is a predicted model, not a curated record. Lineage: Eukaryota; Fungi; Ascomycota; Dothideomycetes; Mycosphaerellales; Mycosphaerellaceae. The transcript has 2 exons.
AUGCCAGCCGAAGAGGUAAAGAUCCAGCCAUGGAAGAAAGUCUUCCCGCAAAAGGAGAGCGACAAAGCCAUCGAUGCCGAAACCGAUCCUCAGCAAAUUGAUCUCCGACGCUCCUACGCCACUCACGCACCAAACAGCAAGGGCAGCCUCAUCGAGGUCAAGACCGAGAGGGGGAGGGCGGAGCCGGAUGGCAUUGUCUCAUUUUGCAACUUGAUGGAGGUCAUUGUGAGAAUUUGA